AUGGACGACAUGACAGUAUGGGUCACAGUGCAAAGUACAGUGCAUGUACUGUAUUGUGUUGCACUGUAUACUCUUUAUAAUUCAUUUUGCCAUUGUACAGGUAUGUCUUUAGCACCUUCGCUUUAAAUCUACUAGAGGUAAAACAUCUCAUAUAGACCCAUUGCACUGACGUCACAAAUUCUUGGAGUGUCCUAACAAUAUCUGCUUCGGUACAACAACCACAAACAGCGCAAAAAUUAACCAUUUCAAUACAAAAUUAUUAUAAAGUUCUACAAAAUUUCCUUUGUUUACAAAACCUAUAUUAUAUGCAUAGAUUGCUACUUUGUCCUCCAGAUGCAUCGUCACGCUGUGACGUCAUGUGCAAUGAGUCUAUAGAAGUUGAAAGUGAUUUUGUCUCAUGAAGAUUAACAAUACUAUGGCACAACUGAGUAAGUACCUCUAUAGGUUAAGAUAUCACUUUAUGGUGUAAAGUAAUGCUAAUGGCACAUGUAUUUCUGUUCUACUAAAGAAAUGCAAUUGGCAGUAGUCCAGCAAUGGAAUAUGCUGGUUUUUGCCGAAGCAUUGAGUAUCUGUUUGGUUUGAGUCUUGUGGUGAAGACAUUUGUGCCUGAUAGACACUCAACAAUAGCAAAGCAUAAGAGGGAAAAGUUGUCAAACAUAACUCAUUACUUUGACAUCUGGCAUCUUAAGAAAUGUAUGAUGUUCAUAAAUAGUUACUGAAAUAUAUAAGAUAUGGUAUAAGUUCUCCUGAUCCUGUUUGAUUUUAUACAAUUUUUCCUGACAAAUACUGUACAAUCAUCAGCCUACCAUAAGAAUGAGAACCAGUAACAUAUCAAAGUAACCAUUACUGUAAAAAAACACUAAAAAUCGUUUUUGUCUUUUCCAUACAGAGGUUACAAAGGUAUUGACAAAACUUGCUAAAGUGAGUGGAUGCGAAGCAGUAACAGAAUGGAUAAAGCCUUGUACAAACCACUUAUACUGGAGUGCAAGAACCACACAUGAUGGAAAUAGUGAAGUUAUUUGGGCUAUGUUCUCAUCAUUCUGA
Messenger RNA from Paramuricea clavata, 1044 nucleotides. NCBI's taxonomy places the organism in Eukaryota, Metazoa, Cnidaria, Anthozoa, Malacalcyonacea, Plexauridae. The record is from the annotation of a GenBank genome assembly.